AUGUCGAAAGCUAACACUAAAGAGAAGAAAUCCUUCAGCAAGAAGCUCUUCCGAAGGGGCUCUGUGGGGAGCUUUAUGAACAGAGUUCUCAGGACUCUGUCCCAUUUCAGCAACGAGGAGCAUGGAGAUGAAGAGAAGAACGAUGCAAGUUUCAUCCAGGUUACUACAUGCGGCUCUGUUCCCUCUGACGGCAGUGAAUGUAGCGGGUUCCUAUUUGGGGACAAGGUCCCCGGAGUUGCCGGACUCAAGAACCAUGGCAACACCUGUUUCAUGAACGCUAUCUUGCAAUGUCUGAGCAACACGGAACUCUUUGCUGAAUAUCUUGCAUUGGAACAAUACCGUGGAGAGGACAGCUGUCAUAGCACCAAUGACAAAUCGACUGAAUCGAAUAAACCGAAUUCAGCAAACGGUGUUUGUAUACAAAGAAAGGGACACCAGCAGGAGUCUGAAGUCACAGAGCAACUGUCUGGUCUCGUCCGUGCUCUGUGGACGUUCGAGAACACCCCACAACACAGUCAAGAAUUCAAGAAUGUCGUGUCGAAGAGGGCCCUGCAGGUCCGGGGCAACGCCCAGCACGAUGCACAGGAGUUCCUCCUGUGGCUGCUGGACAGAGUUCACGAGGACCUCAACAACAUCGUCCUGCCCGGCAGCAGACCACCCAGGAAGCCUCUGGAGGAUGAAAAUGUCCCCGAAGGAUCCUCAUUACCAGUUGCUGGCUCCUUCGUACAAGAGCUAUUUCAGGCUCAAUACAGAUCCUCGCUGACUUACCCUCACUGCCAGAAACAGAGCAACACCUUUGACCCUUUCCGCUGCAUCUCACUGCCCAUCCCUGUACCAACCACUCGGCCCCUGUAUGUUACGGUAGUGUACCAGGGGAAGUGUUCCCACUGUAUGACAGUGGGUGUGGCGGUGCCUCUCUCCAGUACUGUGUCUAGACUGAGAAAGGCUGUGGCCCAGGAGACCAAAAUACCCUCUGAACAGAUUGUCCUUACUGAAAUGUACUCAGAUGGCUUUCACCACUCCUUUUGUGAUGACGAUGACGACCUUGAGAUCAUUCAAGCGAGUGACUCCAUAUUUGCGAGAGGCAGUUUGGAACUCUGUAGAAGUCCCCAUGCUAAUCUGAACCAGAACAACAUAAAGUAUGGGACAGACAACAACAGGAUUCCCCCUCCGAGCCCCAAUAAGAACAGCGGGGAUGACAAGAUUAUUUUGCUUGUGUGUAAUAGAGCUUGCGCUGGACAGCAGGGACGCAGGUACACGAAACCCUUUGUGCUGUAUCUAGAGAGGACGGUCACCUGGGACGUUCUGCAGAAGGAGAUCCUGGAGAAGAUGCUCCACCUUUUGCAUCCUGAGGUCUUUGUCCAGGUUGGGCCCUUCAGCUUGCGUGUAGUGGGGGUGGUUGGAAUAACUUAUCUCUUACCUCAAGAGGAGCAACCACUAUGCCACCCCUAUGUGGAGAGAGCGUACAAAUCUUGUGGUCCGGGAGGCCCCCCACAUGUCAAGAUUGUGGUUGAGUGGGACAAAGAGACAAAAGACUAUCUGUUCAAGCGCACUGAGGAUGAGUACAUCCCAGAUGCUGAGAGUGUACGCCAACAGAAAGACGGACACCUGCAGCCUCAGUCAUGCUCCCUCGCCCAGUGCUUUCAGCUCUACACCAGAGAGGAACAGCUAGCUCCAGAUGAUGCCUGGCGCUGUCCACACUGCAAGCAGCUACAGCAGGGCAGCAUCAAGUUGAGCCUCUUGACCCUGCCUGACAUCCUCAUACUCCACCUCAAACGCUUCAGACAGGAUGGGGAGCGGAGGAUGAAGAUGCAGAACAUGGUGAAGUUCCCUGUGAUCGGGAUGGACAUGGCGCCCCAUAUGGUCAAGCGGAGCCAGAGCAGCUGGAGCCUGCCCUCGCACUGGUCGCCAUGGAGACGACCUUACGGGAUGGGCCGCGACCCAGAGGACUACCUGUAUGACCUGUAUGCUGUGUGUAACCACCACGGGACAAUGGCGGGAGGUCAUUACACAGCUCACUGUAAAAACUCCAUCGAUGGAAUGUGGUACUGCUUUGACGACAGCGAUGUCCAAGCCAUAUCUGACGAUGACGUCUGCAAGCAGAACGCCUACAUACUGUUUUAUCAAAGACGGGCCACCAUCCCUUCAUGGUCUGCUAACAGCUCUGUUGCAGGUUCAACCAGCUCGUCUCUGUGUGAACACUGGAUCAGCAGGCUGAUGGGGAGUCGUCCUCCCAGCCAGGCCUCUUCCGGCUCAUCCAGACGCACGUCGCUGGUUUCCCUCUCUGAGUCGACUGAGUUCGCUGGAGAACGCAGCGAAGACGACGGAGGCUUCUCCACCCGCCCGGUGAUGCGGAGCAUCCAGAGACAGACCUUCUCUUUGCGCUCCAACAUGGCCAGCCCUCUGGCCGUCAGUGAGAACAGCUCCAAGCCUUCCUGGUCCCCCUCAGCCAAGCUCCAUCUGCGUUCCAACUCGCCCUCGCACUUCUCCCUGGAGUCUCACUCCUCCUCGCCCACCCUGGAGAGGAUAGGCGAGGCAGCUGAUGACAAGGUCUCCACCUCCUGCUUCAGCGGCUCUACGAAACCUGAGGUAAAGGUCGGAGGUAAGACACCCCUGGUGGUGGUGGAGGGUAAUGCAGGGGCUAAAAGGCUCCUGGAGCAGGUGCUCUCCAAGCCUGUUCCCCAGGCUGAGCUGAGGAAUUCCAGCCUGGCAGGAGGUAACAAUAAUGUGGCCACGAUCGUGGAGCCAGGCAACCCGGGUCGAGGAACGGUCACUAAGGAGCCCAAACAACGAGGAGUGGGGGGAGGGGAGGGCGCUGGGGCCAGAACUGUUGAAACCCGAGAAGAGCCCCAAGAAGCGCCCCUCCACCCCCUCGCCUAAAUCUUUACAUAUUUCAAAGCACUCUCACUAGACUUUUUAAAACCCCUUUAUAUAUAGGCUACUUUUGGGUAAUGGUCAGCCUAAAAAGACACACCUAUACAAUGCUGCUAAACCAGCCUUGGGUAGGCUAUGCUUGGUUUUUAAUAAAAUGUUUUAAAAAAAUAACAAAUUAAACUAAAUGCGAGAUUCACUGGCACAAAAGGCAGUUCUCUCCUUCCAUGUUCACUGUGUGGCAUGGCUGGAUAGGCUGUGCUUCCUCUCUCAAAAUGCAUCCCAUUAUCAACUGCGUUACCGUUAAGACCUGCUUUUUGUGGGUCUUAACUUCCCCUUAGCGCUGCAUGAAAUUGACACUUUUCCACCUCAUCGCAAACGAGCUGAUGUUAGACAGGUAAACCUUGCGUUAGGGUUGGAAAAUGACAGUCUGCCAGUUUUUACAUGAUGAAAUUGCAAAACUAACGUGCGUUUGACACUUGUCUAGCGCCAGCCGAAAAUAGAGCCUUAUAUGCGUCCAGGAUUAGAAGUGUGUGUGUAUACCUGCCAAUAGCAUUAAAGGGACCCAUUAGAAAUAUACAAGAAAUUAAGUGACAUCGCCCAGUGAUUUUGGAAGGUAGGGACUGUGAUUCUCCGCUCUCCCUCUGGUUGUACUGAUUUUGGAAGAGUAGUGACAGCAUAGCGUGACGACAUAGCCCCCAGAUUGUCCUAACAACCCCUCUCACCUCAUCUCCGGCUGGUGACCACUGUCACUGUGGAUGGUCAAGGCCUUUACGGGGGACCACAUUCAGACUGCCAAACAUCUCUAAACAUUCCUAUAGACGAACACAGGGUCGAUGUGAAAAGCUACACAUCAAAGACAUGAAUAAAGACAAUACAUGGGGACGUCUUUAUAUGAGCACCAUAAAUGGUGUGU
Molecule: messenger RNA, 3787 nt
Organism: Oncorhynchus kisutch (coho salmon)
Lineage: Eukaryota; Metazoa; Chordata; Actinopteri; Salmoniformes; Salmonidae
Product: ubiquitin carboxyl-terminal hydrolase 31-like
Exons: 17
Coding region: 1-2880 (959 amino acids)
Biological process (GO): protein deubiquitination
Molecular function (GO): cysteine-type deubiquitinase activity
Source: RefSeq, a predicted model, not a curated record